Messenger RNA from Homo sapiens (human), 3212 nucleotides. It is a transcript of the gene CENPU, whose product is annotated as centromere protein U. Gene Ontology annotation, cellular component: cytoplasm; nucleus. Lineage: Eukaryota; Metazoa; Chordata; Mammalia; Primates; Hominidae. The transcript has 13 exons. The record is from RefSeq and is a predicted model, not a curated record. Bases 663 to 2009 code for a protein of 448 amino acids.
AGCUUCCAGUCGCUCGAGAGCGGAGAGCGGCACCAUGGCCCCGCGGGGGCGGCGGCGGCCGCGGCCUCACAGGUCUGAGGGGUAAGUACUGCCGACCCUCGGGAGCGCGGGGCCGGAGACCAGCUUGAACUGCUUCCUCGCCUGCCGUGGUUUGCGCCUCCCGGCGCUGUUGGUGCUCCACUGUGGAGGUCGCCCGAGUGGCCAAUCGCCCGGGUCCCCGGCUUCCUCCUCAGUCUAGUGGGGAUAACAGUGAUCCCACCUGCACGGGCCUGUCGGGGCCUAACACUGCCUGGCGGGUGGGAGAGACGUCAGCCAGUGUCGUGUCGUUUUGUGGGGAGGGGGAGUGCCGUCCAAAGUAGUGAGUCUCAAAGUGCUAGCUUGAAAGCAAAAUAUUCAGCAAAUACGUAUUGCCUGCGGUUUGCCAGACUUUGUUAGUGGAGUUUUAUUCUCUGACUGGGAAUCAGUUUUCUUAUUUUGAAGACCCUGGUGUUUUCUUACUGCAAACCACAGACCGUAAACUGGAGCAUAAAUCCGGCUGGGGGACCGAGCUGCCGCUUGCGGUUCUCCAGGAUGGCUCGAGCGGUUUUUGUUUACCAAAGAAAGCGAGCGUUUGGUCGGUUGCAAAACGCGCUCUAGAAUGCUGGUCGCUGAUUCGUUGGCGAAUGGCCAUCCAAGGCCCGGCCUGGAUCUGGCGGGAAGGGUCUCGGCUUGCUGCAGACGGUGCACAAAGCCAUACGCCAAGACGAUCUGAAGAGAACAGGAGUUCCCCCGGGCCUGGGAAGGCUGCCUGGAGGAGGAGCGCAAGACGUUCAAAGAACACUUUAGAAAGAACACAUUCCAUGAAAGAUAAAGCUGGUCAAAAGUGCAAGCCUAUUGACGUGUUCGACUUUCCUGAUAAUUCUGAUGUCUCAAGCAUUGGCAGGCUGGGUGAAAAUGAGAAAGAUGAAGAAACUUAUGAGACCUUUGAUCCUCCUUUACAUAGCACAGCUAUAUAUGCUGAUGAAGAAGAAUUCUCCAAACAUUGUGGACUGUCUCUCUCUUCAACUCCUCCAGGAAAAGAAGCAAAAAGAAGUUCAGACACUUCUGGAAAUGAAGCAAGUGAAAUCGAAUCUGUAAAAAUUAGUGCAAAAAAGCCAGGAAGAAAGCUCAGGCCCAUUAGUGAUGACUCUGAAAGCAUUGAAGAAAGUGAUACAAGGAGAAAAGUUAAAUCAGCAGAGAAAAUAAGUACACAACGUCAUGAGGUUAUUCGAACCACAGCGUCUUCAGAACUUUCAGAGAAACCAGCUGAGUCUGUCACUUCUAAAAAGACAGGACCCCUUAGUGCCCAGCCCUCUGUUGAAAAAGAGAACUUGGCAAUAGAAAGUCAAUCGAAAACUCAGAAAAAAGGGAAGAUAUCUCAUGACAAAAGGAAGAAAUCAAGAAGUAAAGCCAUAGGCUCAGAUACUUCUGACAUUGUGCACAUUUGGUGUCCAGAAGGAAUGAAAACCAGUGACAUCAAGGAGUUGAAUAUUGUUUUGCCUGAAUUUGAGAAAACCCACCUAGAGCAUCAACAAAGAAUAGAAUCUAAAGUUUGUAAGGCAGCCAUCGCCACAUUUUAUGUUAAUGUUAAAGAACAAUUCAUCAAAAUGCUUAAAGAAAGCCAGAUGUUGACAAAUCUGAAAAGGAAGAAUGCUAAGAUGAUUUCAGAUAUCGAAAAGAAAAGGCAGCGUAUGAUUGAAGUCCAGGAUGAACUGCUUCGGUUAGAGCCACAGCUGAAACAACUACAAACAAAAUAUGAUGAACUUAAAGAGAGAAAGUCUUCCCUUAGGAAUGCAGCAUAUUUCUUAUCUAAUUUAAAACAGCUUUAUCAAGAUUAUUCAGAUGUUCAAGCUCAAGAACCAAACGUAAAGGAAACGUAUGAUUCAUCCAGCCUUCCAGCUCUGUUAUUUAAAGCAAGAACACUUCUGGGAGCCGAAAGCCAUCUGCGAAAUAUCAACCAUCAGUUAGAGAAGCUCCUUGACCAGGGAUGAGAAGAGCAGUCUACUAAAAUGUGCCUAUAGGAAGACUAGUCUCAUGCUGUUACCUUCUGAAACUGUACCUUUAUAAAUCAAUUGUUUUGCAAAGAAGUUAUGGCCUACUUAGAAUCUAAAAUUUGUUAUUCAAAUUAAAUGGCUGUGAACAAUGUUAAAUAGCAUCAGUUUGUCCAAUAGUUUUAAAGGCCAUAAUCAUCUUUUCUGGUUAAUAUCUUGAGUAAUUUUAAAAUGUUGACACCUUAAUCGGUCCCAGGUAUGAGCUAUAAUAAACUUGUAAAAUUAAGUUGAUGUGAACAUAAUUUUGAUUAAUUAAUAAGGCGAUUUCUCCUGAAUUUACACCAAAGCUAAUUUUUAAUGAAAUUGGUUUACAGAAGUAAAAAACAAAAAUUGGAAAGCAAAGUAAUAAAACUUAGUUUAUAUAAACAGGUUGAAUGAUAUAUUUAUCAAAUCUCACAGACAUCAGGCAAAUUAUAGCCUGGUGACAAAAGUGUUCAUAGUGAAUUAGUUACUCUUGUAAUACUUCUAUAAUUAGUUCAUCAGGAAUUUCAUCCACUUCACUGUUAUAACUGAGAAGACUGUUCUCUGCAGCUUCAGCUAAUUCAGCAUCUUCAGUAGCUUCUAAAAAAUAAGCAUCAUCAAUGCCAUUAUCCCAGACAGCAUCAGCAGAUGCACCUGUUGACAGCCUGCUAGGUGAUGGUUUAUGAGGAUUCUGGGUUUCAUUGCUCCUAGUUUCAUCUGCUUCAUCUGUUGUAAACUCUUCUUCCUUUAUUUCAGUGGUGAAGGGAUAGAGAGUGGGAUAGGAAAAUAUUUACUCAGGAUAUGUGAUUUAACCUUAUACUCUAUGUUGAAGUAAGGUAUUAAGUGACAGAUACUAAAGUGAAUAUGCAGGAGGAAUGCUGUCUCCGAUAUCUCACCGUGGGAAUGAGUGCACUGAUUCAAACGUUGCUGCACUGAAGCUCAGACACACUUGAAACUCCAAAUUUGAAAUUACCUACAGUUCUGUGCACAUACUUUUCAAUACUCCCCGACGGAAGAGCAAGGGUGGAUUUAAUUUUUUAACAAGUGGACAGUCCAGCUGAAGACAAAUCAGAAGAUAAAUUUGCUAUCUUGACAAUGGACUUAGUACCCAUGCUUUAAAUUUUAAAGUAUUUAGCAAAUCGUAAACAUGGAUUGAAAAAAGAUUAAAAACAGUUGCCAAAA